AUGGAGCAACACAACCUAACCAGGUUGAGCGAAUUCAUCCUAGUGGGACUCACAGACCACCCUGAGAUGCAGGCUCCUUUGUUCGGGCUGUUCCUCAUCAUCUACGUCAUCUCAACAGUGAGCAACCUGGGCAUGGUCGUCCUCACCAAGAAGGACUCCAAGCUCCAAACGCCCAUGUACUUUUUUCUUAGAUACCUGGCCAUCACAGAUCUGGGUUACUCAACCACAGUGGGACCCAAAAUGUUGGUGAAUUUUGUUAUCAAGGAAAACACAAUCUCCUACGGCUGUUGUGCUGCACAGUUGGCGCUCUUUAUUUUGUUUAUAACUAGUGAACUUUUUCUUCUCUCCUCCAUGGCUUAUGACCGCUAUGUGGCCAUCUGUAACCCUCUGCUCUACACAGCCAUCAUGUCUCAAAGAGCGUGUCAGGUGCUGGUGGCAAUCCCCUAUCUGUACAGUACGUUUGUGUCCCUUCUGGUCACCAUCAAGGUUUUUAACUUGUCCUUCUGUGGCUACAAUGUGAUCAGUUAUUUCUACUGCGAUAUUCUCCCUUUGUUAUCUUUGCUGUGCUCAAACACACAAGAAAUUCAGCUAAUCAUUCUCAUCUUAGCAGCGUUUGAUUUGGUUUCCUCUAUACUAAUAGUUCUUGUUUCUUAUCUCUUCAUUCUUGCAACCAUCCUCAGGAUGAACUCAGCUGAGGGCAGGAAAAAAGCUUUCUCCACCUGUGGGUCUCACCUGACAGUGUUAGUGGUGUUCUAUGGGACUUUAAGCUUUAUGUACUUGCAACCCAAGUCCAGCCAUUCUUUGGAUGCUGAAAAAGUAGCUUCGAUAUUUUACACGCUGGUUAUUCCCAUGCUGAACCCCUUAAUCUAUAGUUUUAGAAACAAAGACGUAAAAUAUGCGUUACUUAGAACUCUGGGACACGUACGUAACACGUUUUCUCAAAGUCCACUGUACCGUUUGAUUCACAGACAUGUCCAAAUUUUCACAUCAUGA
Molecule: messenger RNA, 993 nt
Organism: Elephantulus edwardii (Cape elephant shrew)
Lineage: Eukaryota; Metazoa; Chordata; Mammalia; Macroscelidea; Macroscelididae
Product: olfactory receptor 8K3-like
Exons: 1
Coding region: 1-993 (330 amino acids)
Biological process (GO): G protein-coupled receptor signaling pathway; sensory perception of smell
Cellular component (GO): membrane
Molecular function (GO): odorant binding; olfactory receptor activity; G protein-coupled receptor activity
Source: RefSeq, a predicted model, not a curated record